AAAAUAAACAAUAUGGAAACCAAUGUAGAUUUCAGUCAGAUAUCUGCCAAAUUGUAUCAAAAAUAUCCGCAGAAUGUGAGAAAUCUGAAGGAUGUGUGUGUGAACAAGACUGUGAUGAAACCGGGGGCGUUUUUUGACAGUCUGCAGAAAAUGAUGGAUGAGGAGGCGGCCACCACCACGCCCGCGAAGGAUCUGGGCUCAGUGGCUGAGUAUGCGGAGCUGUUCAAGACCCUGGAGGAGUACCCGGCCAACCUGCAGAGGAUGCCCAAAAAGCGUGAGCUGCAGCGCACUAAUUCGACUAUUCUUCGAGGAGCGGAUGAGUCCGUGGCCAUCAACACCUCCAACGUUUCUUUAAGCCUAACCCGUUUGGAGGAACAGCGCAGUGCUGUUGAUGUGUACAACGACUUUAAAUCCUUCCAACGGAAACUGACCAAGAUCUACGAUGAGGCCGCGUCAAUUACCUCCACGGAAUCCAUGUACAAACAAAAGCUGGCGCAGCUCCACGGAUUUGCACAGCAGCUAGAAAAGCUAAUGCCUUCAAGUAAUGAGUCCCCGCCCGGUGCUUUUACACUUGAGGAGCACAAGAAACUUGAAACCAUUGCAUCUAACAUGGAGCAGCUGAACUACUUGCGAUCGAAUAGCCUCCAGCUGCCCAAUCCUAUUGAGAUCCUUGCUAAUGGAAGCUUAGCCGCCCGCCCAGAGAUGUUUGUCGAGGUGCUUACCUAUACUCUUCUGCAAAUCAGCAGCUAUAACAUGGUAUAAAAAAGAUUGGAGAUGUUUAGCUCUUACCGUUAAUAUAAAAUAAAAUGUAACAUGGAUAUUUUUGUUUAAAA
Drosophila ficusphila is the source of this 833-nucleotide messenger RNA. It is a transcript of the gene msd5, whose product is annotated as augmin complex subunit msd5. The coding region runs from base 13 to 762 and encodes 249 amino acids. The transcript has a single exon. Lineage: Eukaryota; Metazoa; Arthropoda; Insecta; Diptera; Drosophilidae. The record is from RefSeq and is a predicted model, not a curated record.